Schistocerca cancellata (South American locust) is the source of this 2616-nucleotide messenger RNA. Its product is annotated as E3 SUMO-protein ligase ZBED1-like. The record is from RefSeq and is a predicted model, not a curated record. The transcript is spliced from 6 exons. Gene Ontology annotation, molecular function: protein dimerization activity. Lineage: Eukaryota; Metazoa; Arthropoda; Insecta; Orthoptera; Acrididae. The coding region runs from base 1 to 2616 and encodes 871 amino acids.
AUGAGAAUCAAGGACUCUGAUAGGAAGCCAGUACUAAGCAAAGAAUGGGAAGCUGAUUGGUGGAAUGAGUGCAUAGAGCAACUCUAUAAGAGGUAUGUUUCAGGUGAGGUUACGAAAGUGGAGACAAAGUCAGAGGGAGGCAGCUUUACAAGCAACCAGGGUGCUCUGCUGGAACCAGACGAGGGCGCCGACGUGACUCUGGUGGUUGGCGACUCAGAGCUGCCGGCUCACAGUCGGGUCCUGGCAGCGAGGAGCCCCGUCUUUGCAGCCAUGUUGCGGAACGACAUGCGAGAGGCCCGCAGCCGCCGUAUCGAAGUGGCUGACGUGCGGGAGGCCGUCUUGCGGCAGCUGCUGCUGUUCGUCUACACUGACACGGCUCCGGAGCUGCCGAGUGUAGCGGCCGAGCUGCUGGCAGCCGCCGACAAGUACGACCUGCCGGCACUCAGGGAGAGGUGCGAGCAGCAGGUGGCGCGCGACCUGAGCGUGGAGAACGCCGCAGCCGCUGCGGGCCUGGCCGUGCUGCACCGCUGCGCGGCACUGAGGGGCGCUGCCGUGCAGUUCAUAGCGGGGCACCCCGAGGUGCUGGCCACCGGCGGCUGGGCGCGGCUGCUGAUCGUGACUGAGGAGCAGAAACAGAUACUGGCUGGGAGGCUGAUCAUUGCUGCAUCACAGGGUCAGACCAGCGAAGUGCGGGCACUCCUGGAUGCGGGGUCGCCAGUCAACGCGACAGACGCCAGUGGCGACACUGCCCUGCAUGAAGCAGUGAUGAAUGGCCACGAAGAAACUGUCAAGUGCCUGAUUGAUGCUGGGGCAGAUGUCAACGUCAGAGACUCGGAUGGGAUGACGCCUCUGCACUGGGCUGCAUGUAGAGGUGGCGAGCAGCACAUUGUAUGGAUGCUACUGGCGGCAUCAGCGUGUGUAGAUGUCCAGGACGAUGCAGGGGAGACUCCACUCCAUGUGGCUGCCAGAUGGGGGUGUGCAUAUGCAGCAAAGGCACUUAUGCUGGCUGGUGCAAGGAGGGACAUAAGGGAUAACAGUGGGCAGACACCUGCAGAUGUGGCAGAAGCAGACACAGUACAACUAUUUAGCACUGAACAAAUCUUCCUCUCUUGCAGUGGAGUUGCCAGAAGAAGGCACCACAGCCAGCAGCACAUAGGGGGAAGCAGUUCGCUCCACAUCACAGCAUCAGACAGCCAUCACAGAAUACGUUCCCAAAAGGAUGGGACAGAUUCAAAAGAAGAAGCAUAUGCAGAAGCAAAUGAGAAAGUACAACAAAAGCUGCAAGGCAUAAAGACAAUCUGUCUAACAACAGAUUGCUGGACAUCAGCUUCUAAUGAAAGUUACAUGGCUGUGACUGGACAUUUCAUAAAUGAACAAUUCAGAUUACAGUCUGUACUGCUGGAAUGCAGUCAUUUCAGUGGUGCCCGUACCAGCUCAAAUUUGUCCACAGCUUUGAUUAAAAUUACAGACAAAUUUAGCCUUGGUGGCAAAAUUUUAAUGGUGGUCACGGACAAUGCACCAAAUAUAAAAAAUGCUAUUUCCACCAUUCUCAAGUGGAAACAUUUUGGUUGUUAUGCUCACACUCUUAAUUUAGUUGUGCAGGAUGCACUUAAAAAUGUUCAGGAAGUUCACCAGAAAGUCAAGACAAUUGUAGGUUUUUUUAAAAGGAGCAGCAGUGCAACAGAGCGGCUCUUAACAUGUCAACAGAACAGUGGCAAAGGAAACAUCAAGAAAUUGAUCCAGCACUUGCCCACAAGGUGGAAUUCAGCCCUGUUCAUGUUGGAACGUAUUGUCGAAUUGUCAGAGGCAGUGAAAAUUACAGUUGCCCUUUGUAACAGGCCCACAGAUCUUCCGUCACUGUCAAAUGAGUGGGAAAUCUGCUCCGAACUCUGUUCAAUUUUGAAACGGUUUGAGCAGGUUUCGAGGCAGCUCAGUGCAGAGGAGUACCCAACUGGCAGCUUGGUUAUAGUCCUGACACGUGGACUUCUGGCAGUAUGUGACGAAAUAGCCAAAAUGCAGUUACAUGAAGUUUCAAUGAAAGUUGUUGAGGCACUAAAAGAAGGGCUUACAAACCGGUUUUCGAAUCUUGAGCAGAGCAAGUCCAUUGCCCUUGCUACACUGCUGGAUCCACGUUUCAAAUUGCUGGCAUUUCAGAACCAGGCAGCAGCAGACAACACAAAGAAACAAUUAAUUAAUAUUGUUGCCCAGAAACUGGAAAAAUGUAGGCCAGUAGGUAUUCAGCCUUCACAAUCUGUUGAGCCAAAUAAUUUGGCAACUGAGUCCUUAUCUGUGUGGGGCAUAUUUGAUAAGUUAGUGAAACAUGCACAGCCACAGGGCACAGUACAGUCAUGUGCUAUUGUAGAGGUUCAAAGGUACAUUGACAGCUCAGUCAUCAGUAGAAAUGAGGAUCCUCUGGCAUGGUGGAGACAAAAUCAGUACAUAUACCUAACCAUUGCAAAAGUAGUGAAAGAGAGGUUCAAUGUUGUAGCAACUUCUGUGCCUUGUGAGAGGGUCUUCUCAAAAACUGGACAUUUCAUAAAUGACAGAAGAACCCGCCUCAAGCCAUCGAAUAUAGAAAAACUAAUAUUUCUGAAUGCCAAUGGUACCUGUGAUUAG